UCUUCGCAGCUGAGCCACUUCGGGACAAAAGGACGAGGAGGCCAGCGUCGGGAGCUCGGCCGGGAUUUGCAUGUAAAUAAAGCCCCCGCUUGCGCCUGACACCCGGACGACGGCGGUGGUGAGGAGGAAGUCGCCCCUGAGUCAACAGCUAUGAAAUAACUUGCUGUUUGUUCUACGAGGAUUCUUCGCCGUUGAGAGCUCCAGAGUCCUUGGCCUGUGACCCUGUGACCCCGCCGCCCGCGUGGGCUGAGCAACGGCUGCCGCCCAGAGAUGGAGGGCGUGCAGAUCAUAACCGCCUGAGGGCGUCGACGCCAAAGCGUACGAGAGGCUGUGUGCGAACCGCCCACUAUGCUCUGCUACCUACACACAGACGACAACCAUUUCGCCGAACCCCGCCCCGCCCACGCCCGCAGAUGACCUAGUGACGAGCAUGUCCCUCAAGCCCCGAGGAGCUCCUGCGACCUCCGUCAGCCCUCGCCACGGCCUCCCCGCCCUUCCACGCCCCGUGCGAGAGGUCGAUAGGCCGCUCGGCGUGACCUUGCCCAACGAACUGUAGUGUGGGUGGAGUGACCUUACUUUCCGAACUGACCCCUACCACGGUAAACAUAGUGAACACAGACCAAACGCAUAAAGAAAAGAAUUGCAAAAAACAAAAAGUGCAAAAGCAUAUCAAGCGGCACGUGCGUCAAACGAGUGAGCGGAAAGAAAUGAGAAAGCAAGCGAGCACUUAGACGCGCGCACGCCCCCGGAAUCUAGCGAGGCUCUCGAGGCAAAGCCGCAGCCAUGACGAACCUCACGCUGCCCGACGUCGAGGAGUGGCUCGAUGCCCACUUCGACCUCGCCUCCGACUACUUCGUCAGGAAAGCUGACCUCGGCACUGUCAACAAGUGGCUAGUCGCUCACGGCUUCCUGACGGUUACCCAGGGUUCCUCCAGUCGCAGGGGCUCGGCCAACCUCAACUACAGCCCCUGCGUUAGUCCCUGCGUUAGUCCCUCCUCGCCAGUUGACAACGACGACGACCCUCGACACCGGAGGUCCAACUCGAAGAAAUACCUCCGCCACAACUUCGCUAAGUCCAAGAGCAAGUCCGUGUUCAGGACGUGUGAGCCGUCGGCGGCCUCGGCUGCGGCGGAGGCUAGGAGGAGCAGCUUCAGAGCCAUGAGGAAGUACAGCUCACUCCCUCCGUCCUCGAACUACAUCCUCUGCCUCCUGAUCGAGUCCAAGGUGCGGCUCCCACGCUUCGAGAGCAUCACCCUCGACAGCAAGAAGGAGAUGCGACGCCAUGACGAGAAGGAGUUCUUCCUCGACAUCGUCAAAGACAUCGCUAACGACCUCGACCUCAAGGGACUCACGCAUAAGAUUAUCGUCAACCUCGGUCUCCUCCUGAACAGCGACGGGGCCUCCCUCUUCAUCGUGCAGAGUACGAGCGCGGGGAAGAAGGUCCUCGUGUCGAAGGUCUUCGACGUGCACAGUGGUACCAACAUCUACCCUGCGACCACUGAGGACAAUGCCAUGGAGGUUCCCUGGGGCAAGGGCAUCAUAGGGCACGUUGCUGAGACUGGCGACACUGUCAACCUCCAGAAUGCCUCGGAGGACCCCCGCUAUAACGACGAGGUGGACAGGAUCACGGGCUAUCGGACGGACACCCUCCUCUGCAUGCCCGUCAGGAACUACUACGGGGAGAUAAUUGCCGUCGCCCAGGUGGUCAACAAAUGCCCGGAUGAGAUGGACGGGAACUUCACUUACUUCACGCCUAAGGAUGAGAGGAUAUUCGAGACGUACCUGCAGUUCGUCGGAAUCGCCAUCACAAACGCCCAGCUGAUGGAGGUGUCGCAGAGCGAGUACGAGAGAAAUAGGAGUCUGCUGGAGGUCGUCCACGACUUAUUCGAGGAACAGACGUCGCUGGAAAACGUCAUCCUCAAGACCCUCCAGCGGGCACAGAGGCUCCUCAAGUGCGAGCGCGCCGCCGUGCUGCUCCUCGAAGACGUCAGAGGUUUACAGGAGGCUAUGUCAUUCAUGUGUGAGACGCGUUUUAGGGCCACAAAGGGUGAGCUCCUUCGGGGGUCACGGGGCCACGAGGUCAGGCGAGCACGCCCCUCAGAUCCUCCUGAGUUAAGCUAUCUUAUGUCGCCGGCGCAGGAGGACCAGGGCGGCCCGCGAGCCACCCCUGUCAGGCACAGGGUGGUGAGGCGUUUCUCGCGGACCUCGCUUACUAGACACUCCUCCAGGGCCAAUAACAAGGCGCGGAGUUUGCCGUCGCGAGCCAUCGAGACCUCUACUCCCCACGCCACACCUCCAACAACUCCACCUGUUCCUUCACCUUCACCUCAGGACACUGUGACACCCAACACGGCAGCUGCAGGCAAGAAACAGAAUGUGAAAUUCUCAAAGAUCUUCGAACUGAACUCACCCGUUGCUGGCCAGCAGUCUAACAACGCCAAGGAAGUGGGAUCGAGUGAGCUGACGAAGCACCUCCUCCACUUAGCGGAGCAGGUCGCGUCUUCGGGAGAGAAUCUCAACAUCGCUGACAGCAUCGAGGUCGAGAAGGGUAGCGGCGGCAAUGUGAGAUCUAUGCUUGCGAUGCCCAUUCGGAACAGGAACUUCCAGAUUAUAGGUGUAGCGAAGAUCAUUAACAAGCUGAAUGGACAGCCCUUUGAUGACAACGACGAGCAGCUCUUUGAGGCUUUCACCAUCUUCUGUGGACUAGGCAUUAAUAACACCCUCAUGUACAACGAACUGGAGAAAGCUAUGGCGAGGCAGAAAGUUGCUAUCGAGGUCUUGUCUUACCACGCCACCGCAUCAGCUGAGGAUGUGGAAUCACUACAGCGAGAGGUGGUGCCGGAGGCGUCGACGUGGAGCCUAGGGAGCCUUACCUUCGAUGAUUUCUCCCUCACGCAAGACCAGAUGCUGCUCGCCGCCAUGAGGAUGUUCAUGGACCUUCGCCUCGUCCACAGGUUCAAGAUCGAGUCCAAGACCCUGCUUCGAUGGCUGAUCACUGUGAAGAGGAAUUAUAGAAACGUCCCUUAUCACAACUGGAGACACGCCUUCAACGUCGCCCACAACAUGUUCUGUCUUCUGAAGACCUGUGGGCUACAGUCGACGUUCGAGGACAUAGAGUGGCUGGGGAUGUUCGUAGGAUGCCUGUGCCACGACCUCGACCACAGGGGCACCAACAACUCCUUCCAAGAAAAGACUGGCUCGGCGCUGGCACUGCUCUACGGGACGCAGAACACCAUGGAACAGCACCACUUUAACCACGCUGUCAUGAUCCUUAAUUCUGAGGGACACAAUAUCUUCAGUAACCUGUCGUCGUCUCAGUAUUCCCGUGUCAUGAACGUCCUCAAGCUCUCCAUCUUGGCUACUGACCUCUCUAUCUACUUCCAAGUGAGGUCAAAGUUCUUCCCCCUUGUUGCCAACGGAGAGUUCGAUACUGACCAGAAGGAACAUCGUGACAUCCUGAGGUCACUCCUUAUGACAGCGUGUGACAUCGCGGCUUCAUCCAAGCCCUGGGAUACCCAACUCAAAGUGGCCAAGCUCGUGACGUCAGAGUUCUUUGACCAAGGCGACCUGGAGAAGAGCAAGCUGAAGAUCACGCCCCCCGCGCUGAUGGACAGGGACCGCAAACACGAACUUCCUCUCCUGCAGAUGCGUUGGAUUAAAGACAUCUGCUUGCCGCUCUUUGAUGGCCUGGCACAAGUGAACCCCAAGAUGGCACCCAUGCGAGACGGCGCCCUCAGGAACAUGACGCGCUGGGCCAAGCUUGCCGCGUCCCAGGAGAACGGCCUCUCUGACCUUCAGGAGCCUCCCGACAUACCCCGGGUUCCUGAUGGAUAGUCUACGUUGAGCUGCUGGAGGAACCAGGUGUGCGGCCUUCUGUGAAUCGCCUCUGCUGAUGCUGCUGGGGACGGAGA
Molecule: messenger RNA, 3911 nt
Organism: Penaeus monodon (black tiger shrimp)
Lineage: Eukaryota; Metazoa; Arthropoda; Malacostraca; Decapoda; Penaeidae
Product: dual 3',5'-cyclic-AMP and -GMP phosphodiesterase 11A-like
Exons: 23
Coding region: 784-3834 (1016 amino acids)
Biological process (GO): signal transduction
Molecular function (GO): protein binding; 3',5'-cyclic-nucleotide phosphodiesterase activity
Source: RefSeq, a predicted model, not a curated record